AUGAAACUUGGACAGUCCGGUCUGUAUAUUGAUGGUGAAAGUCCAAAACACGAGAGGUGUCUGCUUGGCAUAUAUUACUCACAGACACCUCAAAAACACAAAGACAGUGUUACCAGUUCUUUUGAAGGUUUAUCUGGAAAUGUGAGAGUGGUGUGUGCAUCAACUUCACUCAGUAUGGGAGUUGACUUCAAACAUGUUCAGUAUGUUGUGCACUAUGGGCCUUCCAAGAACCUCACAAGUCAUCUACAGGAAGCAGGACGUGCUGGACGAGAUGGAAGGGAGGCUUUCCACAUAAAAGUUUAUCAAGGGAGACACCUUGUUACGUGUGAACCUGAUGUAAAAGCAGCUGUCCGGAAGUCACCAACAUCAUGUUGCCGCAUUGCCUUCCUUGAAAGCUUUGACGACAAAGUCUGUUCCAUUUUACCCCUUCACAGCUGUUGUAAUGUGUGCCAUAAGAAAUGUAAAUGCGCGGGUUCUGAUUGCUUUAUACCUAUUCCAAUAUUUGAUUGUGAACGUGCACCUUCCACUGUAGACCUAGAAAAAUCUAGGACAGUUUCAGAGGAUGAAAUAUUGUGUCUUAAGGAUUUCUUAUAUGAAGUUAAAAGUUCGCUUUCUUCAGAAUCAAAGGUGCGGAUGUUUGACACCACAGGAGUCGUUGGACAUGGCCUAUCUAAUGCAUUAAUUGAAACAGUUGUGAGUAAUGCAUAG
Molecule: messenger RNA, 708 nt
Organism: Porites evermanni
Lineage: Eukaryota; Metazoa; Cnidaria; Anthozoa; Scleractinia; Poritidae
Source: the annotation of a GenBank genome assembly